Molecule: messenger RNA, 1279 nt
Organism: Myzus persicae (green peach aphid)
Lineage: Eukaryota; Metazoa; Arthropoda; Insecta; Hemiptera; Aphididae
Product: lipase member H-like
Exons: 8
Coding region: 165-1085 (306 amino acids)
Molecular function (GO): lipase activity
Source: RefSeq, a predicted model, not a curated record
GUCGUCGUUAGUCACCGUACAGUGUACGCCGUUAUAAUAUUUACUACAUUUAAUAAUAACUGUGUGGAGUCUAUACGUUAUAGAAACUAUUAAUAGUUUAAGUCUCCCCAAAAAUAUAUUUUACUCGCGAACCGGUACCGUCUUAUAGCUGCGAAGCCGCUACGAUGAUUCAUCUGCUGCUGCACCCCUUGUGCGUUUCGCUCGCUCUCCAGUUUUUAUCCAACCCAUUGACUACCGCUGAGCCUACUAACGACACUACUAUCGACGCCACCGAAGUUAAAUAUUAUUUUUAUGACCACAACUACCAAUUGAUGGAGGAAAAUAACUUGACGAUUUCAGGCAACAAAUCGUUGAUUGUAUUUGUGCAUGGAUUUAGAUCAAGUCCCCGGACUGGUGUUGUAGCAGAUUUAGGAAAAUCUCUGAUGCAGUGGACGGACUCCAAUGUGGUUUUAGUCGAUUGGUCAAAGUGGACCCAGAAAUUGGAUUACACGGAUGCGGUACUUAAAUUACCGGCAGUUGCUACCUAUCUGUUCGACUGGUUGAACAGUUUGCGUGACCGCGGUAUCGUACAGAGCCUUGAUGAUGUCACAUUGAUCGGCCAUAGUUUGGGGGCUCAGUUGAUUGGUUACACGGGCCACAGGUUGAACGGGACAAUCAAGAGAGUUAUAGCUCUUGAACCGGCACAGCCUAGUUUUAAAGACAGUCAAAAAAUCGAAAGAGUCGACGUAGACAGCGGUCAGUUCGUGAUGGCGUUGCAUACGUCGACCAUGUUCUUCGGCUUGAGAGAACCAGUGGGCCAUGUGGAUUUUUACUUCAACGGUGGCCAAAUUCAGCCGUCAUGCAACUUUGAUACAAUUUGCGGUCAUAUAGUAGUUCUAAACUAUUUGUCGGAUUCAUUGAAAAAUGCAACUGAAUUUAAAGCAUACCGUUGUCAUGCGUUAAACUUUUGCGAGAAAAACGUCGUUGAUGUUACAGAACCAGCUAUUAACAUGAACAUAAACAUACCGAAUUCAACCAGAGGAUUGUAUUCCAUAACAACAUUAAAAAAGGACUUAAAAAUAUACUCACGUUUCUUCUCACAUUAAAGUGUGAAGAUUUGGAGAAACAUUCAAUUUAUCAAGCAAGGUAAAAAAUGUACCUAACAGGUUUUUACAUUAACGCACAUGCUACUUAAAUGUAUAAUGAAUGCGAUGUUUUAUUUAGCACUUUAUGAUUAUAAAUUAUACUAUCUAUACUAUAUUAUAUGUAACACAAAAAAUUGAAUUAGAAUAUUGUAUAA